AAAGUGCAUGUGCUGUGUGUGUAUGCUAUUCCCAUAAUUACAUUGCUAUUGUACUUCUGCUCUUUGCUUCUAGGCAAUACUGCUGCACAAUGGCCUCCAUCGGUCCAGUGAGCACAGAAGUUUGCUGUGACAUAUUCAGGGAGCUGAGAAGCCAGAGUGUCCAGGAGAAUGUCUGCUACUCCCCUCUGCUCAUCAUUUCAACCCUCUCCAUGGUCUACAUAGGUGCAAAAGAGAACACCAAGGCUCAGAUAGAAAAGGCUAUCCACUUUGAUAAAAUCCCAGGAUUUGGAGAGAGUACUGAAUCUCAGUGUGGCACAUCUGCAAGCAUCUACACUUCACUUAAGGACAUCGUCAGCCAAAUCACCAAACCAAGUGACAAUUAUUCGAUCAGCAUCGCCAGCAGACUUUAUGCUGAAGAGAAAUACCCAAUUCUGCCGGAAUACAUUCAAUGUGUGAAGGAACUGUAUAAGGGAGGUUUGGAAUCUAUCAGCUUUCAAACAGCUGCAGAAAAAUCCAGAGAGCUCAUAAAUUCCUGGGUUGAAAGUCAGACAAAUGGGUCUAUCAAAAAUAUCCUUCAACCAAGCUCUGUGAGUUCACAAACUGACAUGGUCCUGGUCAGUGCCAUCUACUUCAAGGGAUUGUGGGAGAAAGCAUUUAAGGAAGAAGAUACCCAGACAGCUCCUUUCAGAAUUUCUGAGCAAGAAAGCAAACCUGUGCAGAUGAUGUCUCAGACUGGUACAUUUAAAGUGGCAGAGAUCCCUUCUGAGAAAUGCAGAAUCCUGGAGCUUCCAUAUGCCAGUGGGCGGCUGAGCCUGUGGGUGCUGUUGCCUGAUGACAUCUCCGGCCUGGAGCAGCUUGAGACUGCAAUCACCGUUGAAAAUCUCAAGGAGUGGACCAGUUCUAGAAAGAUGGAAGAGAGGAAGAUUAAAGUUUAUCUCCCCCGCAUGAGGAUUGAGGAGAAAUAUAACCUCACAUCUGUCUUAAAAUCCUUGGGUAUCACCGACCUGUUCAGCUCAUCAGCCAAUCUCUCUGGCAUCUCUUCAGCACAGAGCCUGAAGGUGUCUGGAGCAUUCCAUGAGGCAUUUGUGGAGAUCUCUGAAGCAGGCAGUAAGGUGGUACGCUCAUCAGGAGCUGGGGUAGAUGACACAAGUGUCUCUGAAGAGAUUAGAGCUGACCACCCGUUCCUCUUCUGGAUCAAGCACAACCCAAGUGACAGCAUCUUGUUCUUUGGCAGAUGCUUUUCCCCUUAAAUAGAGGAAAGCUGAAAGAGUUUCUGUCCCUCACAGCAAGAUCCAAAGUGCUGCAGUAUCAAGGGUAAAAAGAAACACAAACUUUCACUUUUAUCUAUAUUUUCUAAAACCAGAAUGCUUGAUUAAGAAAAAAAAAAGUUAAGGCAGAGAAAUUUUAAAUUUUGCCUGGAAAGCAGAGGCCCUUUGCCUUUCCUUUGUGCUAAGUAUUAUUAUUUACUCAUAGAUGAAGAGUUAAAGGAAUGAAAAUCUGACCCAAAGAAAACAUGAGCAUUAACAGAGAUGUUCAUGGUGCAAUUUAACAAUAAUAGUGCUGAAUCAUCACACUGAAAAAACACAUCAUCUUUUUUGGGAAAAAAAUGCAGUCUUCUAACUGAGCCAGGUUUCUCUACAGACAAAUUUCAUGGUGACUCCCCUGGAAUAAGUCACUCAAAAUUUUGUAAAUUAAACUCUAAACUACUACCAAUCAUACCUACUCUGACAAAGCAAUUGGUUUUUAUUUCUACCCCUGAUACUGCACAGCUCUUCCUCCCUUUCUAAGAAUGCAUUAUAGAAAUUUUGUAAUUAAUAUUUCUUCUUAAGCCUUUUUAGAUCAAUCCUCAUGACCAAGUGUGGUGGUUUUGCAGAUUGCUGUUUAGAUUUUCUCCAUGUAUCCUAUCC
Molecule: messenger RNA, 1907 nt
Organism: Haemorhous mexicanus (house finch)
Lineage: Eukaryota; Metazoa; Chordata; Aves; Passeriformes; Fringillidae
Product: ovalbumin-like
Exons: 7
Coding region: 90-1250 (386 amino acids)
Biological process (GO): negative regulation of endopeptidase activity
Molecular function (GO): serine-type endopeptidase inhibitor activity
Source: RefSeq, a predicted model, not a curated record